UCUGUCAUCUUUUCGCUCCUUGUCCCUCUUACUCCGUUCUCUGGCCCCCGAUGAAAGCUGAGUCAGAGACAGACACUUCCCCUCAGUUCCCAGUGUCUCCCUUGGGGGGCCCCACCUUGGCCGUAUCCGUCUGUGGCUCCAGGGUAAGUCUGCCCCCCCACCCUCAUGGGGCGGGGAGCCCGGGGCAGCCCAGAGGCUGGGGGGAGGGAGUGGACUUUUGGCCCGUUUCGGUUAUUCCUUCCAUCUAGUCAACAGCUGCCUCGCGCAGGCUUAGCUCAUUCCUCUGACCUGCCAGGAAGCGGAGAGACCCAGAGAGCGGGAGGGAGGCGGAAACCUGGAGGCAGAAAGUAGAGACGGACCUGAGCCGGAGGAAGAAGGAGGCUGAGGCAGAGGCCAGCUCCCCCCCAGCCUGCCCAGACACCUCUUAGCGCGGCCCCUGCCAGUUCCCUAGGGGUUCCGCCCCUCCCCCUCUCUGGGGCACCAGGCCCCCGGGGCCCUGCAUCCCACCAUGUCGAUGGCUGUGGAAACGUUUGGCUUCUUCCUGGCCGCUGUGGGGCUGCUGAUGCUGGGGGUGACGCUGCCAAACAGCUACUGGCGAGUGUCCACCGUGCACGGGAGCGUCAUCACCACCAACACCAUCUUCGAGAACCUCUGGUUUAGCUGUGCCACCGAUUCCCUGGGCGUCUACAACUGCUGGGAGUUCCCGUCCUUGCUGGCCCUCUCUGGGUAUAUUCAGGCCUGCCGGGCGCUCAUGAUCACCGCCAUCUUCCUGGGCUUCCUCGGCCUCUUGCUAGGCAUAGUGGGCCUGCGCUGCACCAACAUUGGAAGUCUGGAGCUCUCCAGGAAAGCCAAGCUGGCGGCCACUGCAGGGGCCCUCCACAUCCUGGCCGGUAUCUGCGGGAUGGUGGCCAUCUCCUGGUACGCCUUCAACAUCACCAGGGACUUCUUCGACCCCCUGUAUCCCGGAACCAAGUACGAGCUGGGCCCCGCCCUCUACCUGGGCUGGAGCGCCUCCCUGAUCUCCAUGCUGGGCGGCCUCUGCCUCUGCUCCACCUGCUGCUGUGGCUCUGAUGAGGAUACCGAGCAGGGUUGGGGAGAGGGCGACACCCCAGCUCUGACCGGGGCCCCGCCCCGCAGCGCCCGGCUGCCUUACGGGGCUCCACUGUCCGUGAAGCCAGUCACCAUCUCGGACCAAGAAGACGACAGCAGCUUUGACAAAUACGGCAAAAACGCCUACGUGUAGCAGCUCUGUCCCGUGGGCUCCACUGUCCUUAUCACUGCCCCGUGGAGAGGGGUCCUGGCCGGGGCCCAUUCCCCUGUAGAAACUUCAGGGGCCGGCAACGCCCCACGCCGGAGCCACGCCCCACAGGCCACGCCUCCCCGGUCGGAGCCUCACCCCGGCCACGCCCCCCCCAGGCCAAGAACCGCUCUUGGGAAGUUGCAUGCCCCCCUGAGGCUGGAUCCCUCAUCUUCUGAGCCUGGGCUCUGGGCUGUGAAGGGGACGGAGGUGUCCUCGAACGUUUGUAUUCUGUAUAAAUACUAAUAAAUGUAUAUUGUGACCGUU
Cebus imitator (Panamanian white-faced capuchin) is the source of this 1564-nucleotide messenger RNA. It is a transcript of the gene CLDN15, whose product is annotated as claudin 15. Gene Ontology annotation, molecular function: structural molecule activity. The record is from RefSeq and is a predicted model, not a curated record. NCBI's taxonomy places the organism in Eukaryota, Metazoa, Chordata, Mammalia, Primates, Cebidae. Gene Ontology annotation, biological process: cell adhesion; bicellular tight junction assembly. Gene Ontology annotation, cellular component: bicellular tight junction; plasma membrane. The transcript is spliced from 4 exons. The coding region runs from base 509 to 1243 and encodes 244 amino acids.